UUAAUUUCUCUUUUCUUGCAGAAAAUGAUGCACCUGAAGUCUCAGCUGAGUUACGGCUGCGCCUUGGCGCUCUUCAGCCUCAAUCUCUGCAUGCUGUCCAGCGCCGAGGUAGCCACGGGUCAAGGCGCUGCCAUCAGCAAUCUCUAUGACAAUUUGCUGCAGCGUGAGUACGCCGGACCCGUAGUCUUUCCCAAUCAUCAGGUGGAGCGCAAGGCGCAGCGAUCGCCCUCGUUGCGCCUGCGCUUCGGUCGCAGCGAUCCGGACAUGCUGAACAACAUCGUGGAGAAACGUUGGUUCGGCGACGUCAACCAGAAGCCCAUACGAUCGCCGUCGAUGCGUUUGCGCUUCGGCCGGCGCAGCGAUCCCAACUUGCCGCAGAUGCGACGCACAGCCUACGACGAGCUGCUCGAGCGUGAACUGACCCUCAACAAUCAGCAACAGCUGCUGAAUCAGCCAGCCGCUGGCUACGAUGCCGAUCUCUCAGAGGACUACGAUGCGGGCUUCGAGCGUGCUGUGCGCAAGCCUCAACGCUUGCGUUGGGGACGAAGCGUAAUCACCGGCAUUCUGAAUCUGGGCAAUAAUCGUUUGGAUAAAGAGCAGCGUAUACAAGCUGAAAUAGAACAAUAUUUGCGGCAGGCGCAAGAAGUGACCCGCAUGCUGAAGGCCCUGCAGCAGGAGUACGACAUCCCAGCUGGCGAACGUGCCCUUGAGUCGAGCGAAGAUCAGGACGAGGAGCAGGACGAGGACAAUGCGGAGUAUCAAUUUCAGCGCGAGUCUCGCAAGCCCAUGCGUUUGCGCUGGGGUCGUAGCACCGGCAAAGCGCCAGCCGAGCAGAAGCAAAUGCCGCUAGCCGCUGCUGUUUCUUCCGAGACAGCGUCCGUGGCGCCCAAGUUACAGAACUAAAUGAACAAACAGAAGGAAAUGAACAAAGGACACUCUAAGCAACAACUAGGCGGAAAUGUAACAAGACACACACACCGACACACAACACACACACAACACACACACCAAUACAAACGCAAAUGGCAUACGAUUCGAAACACUCGGCUGAGAAACAGUUUUUGCAGGCAUUUACGGUAAGCGCAGGGAGCUAAGGACACGUUCUAAAGAAUACAUACAUAUAAACCAUAUAUAAUAUACAUAUAUACAAAUACUUCAAUAUACAUAUGAUAUAUGUAUAUAUGUAUACACAUAACCGAUUACGUGUGUACAUUCUAAUUUUGUGCACCUAUUUAAUUGUAUAGACAUUUUAGCCCAUGAACUUUCUAA
This is a messenger RNA of Drosophila arizonae, 1269 nucleotides long. It is a transcript of the gene sNPF, whose product is annotated as short neuropeptide F precursor. Lineage: Eukaryota; Metazoa; Arthropoda; Insecta; Diptera; Drosophilidae. The record is from RefSeq and is a predicted model, not a curated record.